AUGAGUAAGAUACCGCGUGACACGUUAUUCGAGUGCGUAAACGAAGUGUUGAAAGCGUCCAGGGAGAAGAAGCGAAAGUUCCGGGAGACAGUGGAGCUGCAAGUGGCGCUCAAGAACUACGACCCGCAGAAAGAUAAGCGUUUCAGCGGAUCUGUACGGCUCAAGAAUAUCCCGAGACCAAGCAUGAAGGUGUGUGUGCUGGGCGAUCAGCAGCACUGCGAUGAGGCGAACGCAAAUGGCAUCCCAUGCCUGAAUGCCGAUGAUCUAAAGAAGCUCAACAAGAACAAGAAGCUAAUUAAAAAAUUGGCAAAGGGCUAUGAUGCAUUUUUGGCCUCGGAAGCCCUGAUCAAGCAAAUUCCGCGCAUCCUUGGGCCAGGUCUGAAUAAAGCCGGUAAGUUUCCCAGCGUUGUUUCGCACUCCGAAGCGCUAACGGCCAAGGUUGAGGAGAUCCGUUCGACAAUCAAAUUUCAAAUGAAAAAGUCUCACUGCCUAGAGUGUUAA
Messenger RNA from Gongylonema pulchrum, 501 nucleotides. Lineage: Eukaryota; Metazoa; Nematoda; Chromadorea; Rhabditida; Gongylonematidae. The record is from the annotation of a GenBank genome assembly.